Fukomys damarensis (Damara mole-rat) is the source of this 1470-nucleotide messenger RNA. Its product is annotated as lysine-rich coiled-coil protein 1. The record is from RefSeq and is a predicted model, not a curated record. Bases 255 to 1001 code for a protein of 248 amino acids. Lineage: Eukaryota; Metazoa; Chordata; Mammalia; Rodentia; Bathyergidae. The transcript is spliced from 3 exons.
GCAUUUUCUCCAUAGAUACUGUAUUGAAUGAAGAAAGACUGAACUUUUUACAGGUGCUUUAUAUAAAAGGCAUCUGUGGAGUAGUGCUACAGUUUUAAUAAAAGAUUUUACAUUAUGAGCUCCCUGAUUAUUCUACAGUCUCACUAUUUGGGGAAAGUUCAUGCUGAAAAAGUGAAGCAAGUACUAGAUAAAUAUGAUCAGAUUUCUCCACCAAGUCCUCAGAUUGACAAAGAGAAUUCCUUUAUGUCAACCUAAUGAAGCAUUCAAAGUCAUAUGACUCUUUUCAAGACGAACUUGAAGAUUAUAUUAAAGUGCAGAAAGCCAGAGGUUUAGAGCCAAAGACUUGUUUCAGAAAGAUGAGAGAGGACUGUUUGGAAAGCUGUGGGUACAGGGAAGAAGUUGAUUCCAGACCCAGGUAUAGAAUGUUUGAUCAAAGACUCCCAUCUGGAACCAUCCAAACCUACCCAAGAUCACGUAAUACCUCACAGACAGAAAACCGGUUUCCUCAGCGGUUCCCAACUUAUGACAAUAGGCCAAGACUAGAGUCUCUGAGUUACUGGCAGUUCCCCGGGAACUGUUUCUCAGAAAAGCCAGCACCCCUGAACCUCAGUAAGCAAGAAUAUAAUCAUGGUUCAGCCAGUGUAGAAUCUAGAGGUCCUGAGCACCUCUUCUCGGGAUCCAGGACUGGUACCCAUCAAGCCAGUCAUCAGAAGAAAAGAAGGCAUUCAGAGGAAGGCAAAGAAAAACCAAAGAAGGAGCGGCCCAAGCAUAAAAGGAAAAGAAAUCCUGAGGAAGUGCAUUUAGAAGAACCUGAGAGCGUCCAAAGAAGAAAAACUGAGGUAGAAAUAGAAACUGCCCAGGUCAGCACAGAAAAGCUUAAGCAUCGGAAGGAGAAAAAAAGAGAUGUAGCCUCUCAGAAGCGUAGAAAAGAGAAAAAGGAACAAGGCAAAGAAAGAACAGAGGAAGAAAUGCUUUGGGACCAGUCUAUCCUUGGAUUUUGAACCUCUUCAGUUGAUUCUCCUGAGGUUAAAUUGGAAAAAAAAAAUAGUUAAGGAGCUUCGUUUUGUGAUAUUCAUGUUCACAUCACUUAUAUGAACAGGUACUUUAAUUCUCACAAAGGCCUGGUGAACAUGAAGUAUUUAGUAUGCUUGCUCUCCAACAUGGAAAUUGCUUUUCCUCAUUUUCUAAAAAUAUUAUUACAUUUUUCUUACAUUUAAUACAAUUUCCCUCUAGGAGAGUGGCUCUCGUUUACUCAAAUUGCCAUGAUGGUGGAAUUAUUUUCCUUUGAGAGAUAAUUUAUUUUAAAUUGGAGGAUUAAUAGGCUUUGUAGAAUCUGUUUCUAGAUUGAAUUUGUUUUAGCUUUGAGUUGGGUAUUUUUAUGUUUAUUGGUUUUCUCUAUGAAGCAGUUCAGAUUUUUUUUCCCUCUUGUUAACUUGCAGUAUAUUUUCUAGAUUGUAAGUGGAAAAUGAA